AUGACUCCAGGUCCUCGUUACCGUCGCAGCUUCAAGGCCCCGGAAAGCUUCCAUCGGCUUCGUAACUGGCUCCACGAAUGCAGAACACAGCACGUCGAUCAGAGAUGCCGAGAAGACCUCGAUGAAACUCAUGCAGGUCCUGGGCGACUACUGUAUGUUGGAUCUAAUCUCGACAGUUCCCACUUGAGGCUUCACACCACGUCGGAUACAGUUUAUCCAUAUAUUGCCCUCAUGCAUUGCUGGGGCACCCAGACCUUAAUGAAGACGACGAGAUCCAACUUGAACGCUUUACACAACGACAUCGACCUCGAAACACUGCCCCAGACCUUCAAAGACGCCGUCAUGUGCGCCCGCGGCAUUGGCGUCGAACAUGUCUGGAUCGAUGUGUUGUGUAUCGUACAGGAUGAUGUCUCGGAUUGGGAGAGAGAGUCUGCCAAGAUGGGAAACAUCUACAGGAAAGCCGCCGUGGUUGUGGUUGCAGAUUCUUCG
Molecule: messenger RNA, 489 nt
Organism: Zasmidium cellare ATCC 36951
Lineage: Eukaryota; Fungi; Ascomycota; Dothideomycetes; Mycosphaerellales; Mycosphaerellaceae
Exons: 1
Source: RefSeq, a predicted model, not a curated record